Messenger RNA from Anopheles maculipalpis, 3011 nucleotides. Its product is annotated as insulin-like peptide receptor. The coding region runs from base 134 to 3010 and encodes 958 amino acids. The record is from RefSeq and is a predicted model, not a curated record. The transcript is spliced from 6 exons. Gene Ontology annotation, molecular function: protein binding. Lineage: Eukaryota; Metazoa; Arthropoda; Insecta; Diptera; Culicidae.
UGUUACCAGCAGUCCGCGUGGUGAUGACGAGGCGGAUGAUAAUGAUCCACGCUGCACGAACGUUGACAUACGCAACGAUUUGCGGCGGCUGGCCGAGAUUGAGAAUUGCACCGUGAUAAAUGGAUUCUUUCAGAUGGUUCUGAUCGAACGUGUACCGAGCGAAGAGUUCGAAAAGUACCGAUUUCCCAAGCUAAGAGAGGUGACCGGAUAUAUGCUCUUCUUUCGCGUUAUCAAUCUUACCACGCUGCGCCGGCUGUUUCCCCAGCUGGCCGUCAUCCGCGGUCAACAGUUGAUCGGUAAUUAUGCGCUGGUGUUUUACUACAUGGAGAAGAUGAUUGAGGUGGGUUUGAAAAACUUGAUCGCAAUCCAGCGUGGAUUUGUGUAUUCUCUUCACUGUCCGCAACUCUGCCAUCUUGAUACGAUUGAUUGGGCAGCAAUUAGCGGGCUGGACAAUAAUACGAAGAAUCUUAACUCGUUCGAACCGCCAAAGUCGGUGUGCAACAAGUCGGAGGUGUGCCGUUCCUGCGUACCAAAAUAUUGCUGGGGCAGCGAAAGCUGCCAAAAGUUCUACAAUGGGUACAACUUUAAUGGUCGAAUUAAAUGCCAUCCACAGUGUAUUGGAGGGUGCAAGGGAACGUCCGCAAUGGAUUGUAACGUUUGUCGCGGGUUUAAAGAAGGCAAACAGUGUGUGGAGCAAUGUUCUGCUGAUAAACUGAUGUACCGCCACACGAAACGUUGCAUCACGAAGGAAACCUGCCUAAACCGUGGCGGACUUCUCUUCAUGAACGAGUGUGUACUCGAAUGUCCCGCAGGAUACAGUGCCACCAACGUCGAUCAGGAAGAGGCCGACUUUUCCAUCCACAAAUGCUAUCCUUGCCGGCAUCGCUGCCCAAAAGUGUGCGACGGCACGGAAAUAAUGUACCUUUCCGAUGCGGAUCGCAUGCGCGGCUGUACGAUCGUUAACGGAACGCUUCACAUUCGCCUGAAAGAAGAUCAUCCCAAUCUGCUGGAAGAGCUUCGGAACGGGCUGGGUGAUAUCGAGGAGAUUAUGGGUGUGCUAAAGGUGUUCCGUUCGAACUAUAUUUCAUCGCUGGAGUUUCUUGCCAAUUUGGAAAUUAUUCACGGCCAGUACGGGAACGAAAAUUCCAACUUUUCGCUCAUGGUGUACGAAAACAGCAAUCUGCAGCGGUUGUGGAACUUUGAGCAGAAAAUUACGCUCCGCCUGAUGACGCGCAGCAUGUACUUUCGCAACAAUGAGCUGCUGUGUAAUGCGCACAUUAAGCUGUUGCAGAAAAUAGCCGAGUACGAUAAUUCGAGCGAUACGAUCGAUUGGAACUCGAACGGAUACAUGCAGGCGUGCCAUGUGCAACCGUUUCACGCCCGGUACGAGGUGGUUUCGAGCCAUGUCGUGACGGUUUACUGGUCGAAGCAUAAUCCCAAACCGCACCAUCACCGGCUGCAGGGUUAUUUGGUUUACUACAUACGAACGAACGUGAACAAGUCACCGUACGAGGGGCGUGAUUUGUGUUCUAAGUAUGGUUGGAAAUCGAGGUAUGUUUCGCUGGACAAUGUGACGAUCGAGGGAAGCUUUUAUGCGUACAAUCUUACCCGGUUGAAACCGUUCACGAGGUACGCGUUCUACGUGAAGGCUUAUUACAACGAAUCGUUUAACAGUGCGACGGAUUUGGUGGGGUUGUCCGACAUGCAGUACUUUAUGACGGCAAAGGAUCGACCGACCUCACCGCUGCACGUGCGUACGGCAAGAAAGAACGAGAGCACGAUCACACUUACCUGGCGCAUACUGACGUCGGAACAAGCGAUGGUGAUGCAGUACCAUGUGGACGUUUUCAUACAACCGGACGAAAUGCGAAAGUUUGACGAGCGGAACUAUUGUCUCGAUCCACAUCAACCGCCACGCACCGCACAGUACGGUCAAGCGUCACCGGCGGCUGUAGACAUUUGCUCGGAGGAUUCGUGCUGCAGUCAGUUUCUGUACGAGAAAGAGUUGGAAGAAGACGAUGAUGAUGAUGAGGAUGAGGAUGAGCUAACACAGCCGGAUGAUUUUUUUAGCGAACAAAAUUCAAUGGAAAAUGGUGGCCGAAUUGGUGGACGGCGAAAGAAGCGUUCCGUGAAACGGCAAGGCUCACCGUCGCCGAUGAACUUCGAGUUGAGUAUGUUGAAGCUACUGAAACAGGCCGACACGGCCGUAGACCAUUACGAGCGUCGUAUGCGCCGUGAUACGGACGAUGAGAUUGAGUUUGUAAAUCGCGUUUCCUAUCAGGAUUUCACCACGGAUAACUACGAGCACACGGUCACCGGUCUGCAACCCUUCACGCGGUACGUUUUCCAGCUGUUUGCGUGCAGUGAGAAUGAUACGAAAUCCUGCAGCUCGUACAGUUUGUACACGGAUCGUACUAAUCCUUCUCCGCAUGUUGAUCGGCUUCAUGUCACGAUCGAAACAGAAACUGCUACCAAUGCUUCAACCGUUCCGAUGACUUACACCGAUCGUAUCGUGCUGUACAUUCCCGAACCGACCGAAGUGAACGGACUGACGGUGGCGUACCGUGUUGAAGUGCAAGCCAUCAAUGGGCCGUACCUUAAACGGAGGUCGGAAUGUUUUACAAGGCUUCAACACGAAACGAAUCAGUACCGGUACACGGUUGAGCACUUGCGGCCUGGGGAGUAUAUGGUACGGGCCCAGGUAGUUUCACUUGCCGGACCGGGUCCAUUUUCGGAGUGGAUGUUUGUGCGUGUGCUGGAACCACUGGUGGAUAACAGUACGUACUCCGCAAAUACUGGACUUCGGGAUGGGUUAAUUGUGGCUGCGGUACUGCUGGUGAUUGGUAUCGGGUUGGGGUUGGCUUACUUACGUCGGGAGCGUUGGUGGCGUUGCCAGCGUCUUCGUCGUCGUCGGGGUGGAUCGAAGCGGGACGAUAAGAUUCCGCUCGCCGAUAACGAUGGCAAUCAGAUUAAUCUCGACGAUGGGUUUGUUAACUGUCCGUUGAAGUAAU